Messenger RNA from Myotis davidii, 6889 nucleotides. It is a transcript of the gene SCN7A, whose product is annotated as sodium voltage-gated channel alpha subunit 7. Gene Ontology annotation, cellular component: voltage-gated sodium channel complex; axon; plasma membrane. The coding region runs from base 311 to 4879 and encodes 1522 amino acids. Gene Ontology annotation, molecular function: voltage-gated sodium channel activity. Gene Ontology annotation, biological process: neuronal action potential; sodium ion transmembrane transport; membrane depolarization during action potential. The transcript is spliced from 24 exons. Lineage: Eukaryota; Metazoa; Chordata; Mammalia; Chiroptera; Vespertilionidae. The record is from RefSeq and is a predicted model, not a curated record.
AAAACAGCUUCCCGGCGGCGGGCGCGGCUCCACUGCGCAUCUGGCUGGAGGGGUUCCCUGGGUUAGUGGCUGGGCAGCUGCCCCAGGGACUCGGGUUCUAGCUGGCAAUUCAGUGGGGCCGUUUACUACCCGAGCCUGGGUGGCAUCAGCUGGUGAGGGCAGAUGCUAAUCUAGCAACACCAUCUAAGCCACCGGAGCCCAGGAAGCCAGAGAGAUCAGAAAGAAAGAAGCCCAGGAGGAGAGAAAGGGCUCCAGGGAGCCCAGCUCCAAAGGGCUCCAAGGAGCCCAGGUGCUGGCGGAGACCCAUCACAUGGGAGCAAGUGCAAAAUUGAAAAUGGCUUCCCCAGAACCUAAGGGCCUUGUCGCCUUCACGAGGGAGUCUCUUGAACUUAUGGAACAGCGUAUCGCUAAAAAACACAAUGAGGAGCAUGAAGAAGAUUUAAAGCCAAACCCUGACUUGGAAGUUGGAAAAGAGCUUCCAUCUGUUUAUGGAAAUCUUCCUCCAGGAAUGGUGUCAGAGCCCUUGGAAGACGUGGACCCGUACUACCAGAGUAAAAAUACUUUCAUGAUACUAAACAAGAACAGAAAAAUUUUCAGAUUUAAUGCCACCUGGUGUACAUUGUCUCCUUUCAAUUCAAUUAGAAGAGCAACUGUUAAGAUUUUGGUCCAUCCCUUUUUUCGACUAUUCAUUUUGAUUAGCGUCCUGAUUGACUGCAUAUUUAUGGCCCUGACUGAGGGGCCAAAAUGGGGGCCAAAAUUACAGAUCACUUUGCUUGCAAUUUACACAUUUGAAAUACUUGUAAAACUCAUUGCAAGAGGCAUCUGGACAGGAUCUUUUUAUUUCUUUGGUGACCCGUGGAACUGGCUUGACUUCAGUGUAACUUUGUUUGAGCACAUAACAAUAUAUUCGCCUCUAAACUUCACACCAAUAUUUAGAGUUGCAAGAAGUUUGAGAAUUUUGAAAAUUAUUCCCUUAAACCAAGGUGUGAAAUCUUAUGUAGGGAUCCUGCUCCAAUGCUUGAAGAAACUUACCGGUGUCAUUAUCCUUACUCUAUUUUUUCUGAUCAUAUUUUCUCUAAUUGGGAUGGGGUUCUUCAUGGGCAACCUAAAGCAUAAAUGUUUCCGAUGGCCCCAAGAAAAUGAAACUGAAACCCUGCACAACAGAACCAGAAACCCAUGUUAUAGUCGAGAAACAGAAAACUUUUAUUAUUUGGAAGGAGAAAGAUAUGCUCUCCUUUGUGGCAACAGAUCAGAUGCCAGCCAGUGCCCUGAAGGAUAUGCAUGUAUAAAAGCUGGCAUGAAUCCUGAUAAUGGCUACACAAAUUUUGACAACUUUGGCUGGGCCCUGUUAGCCCUAUUCCGGUUGAUGACGCAGGAUUACCCUGAAGCACUGUAUCAUCAGAUCCUUUAUGCUUCUGGAAAGGUCUACAUGAUAUUUUUUAUUAUAAUAAGUUUUUGGUUUGCCUUUUACAUGGCAAGUUUGUUCUUGGGCAUACUUGUAAUGUCCUAUGAAGAAGAAAAACGGACAGCUGCUGAAAAAGCUAAGAAGAUUGAAACAGAAUUUCAGCACACUUUACUUCAAGAAGAAAAUGAAGCAGCUGAGGCCAAGACCACACAAAUAGAAAUGAAGAAAAGAUCACCAACUUCUAUGAUCACUUCUUUGGAUAUGUUGGAUGAUGCUACUAUCAGACAUAAAGAAGAGCAUAAAAAAUCUCAGAAGAGCUGUCCAUUGUGUUGGUAUAAAUUUGCUAAAAUUUUCUUGAUUUGGAAUUGUUCUCCCUGUUGGUUAAAGUUGAAAGAGUUUGUCCAUGUGAUUAUGUUGCAUCCAUUUACUGAUCUUUUUCUCACUAUAUGCAUAAUUCUAAACAUAUGUUUUUUGGCCAUGGAAUGUUAUCCAAUGAGUGAAACAACAUCCUAUGUUCUCAUCAUUGGAAACCUGGUUUUUAUUGGAAUUUUCACAGCAGAAAUGAUUUUUAAAAUAAUUGCCAUGCAUCCAUAUGGGUAUUUCCAAGUAGGCUGGAAUAUUUAUGAUAGCAUAAUUGUAUUCCUUGGUUUAGCAGACCUUUUUCUAGCGAAUGUUCAUGGGCUGGAGGUUUUUCAAUUAUCCAGGGUGUUGCGAAUUUUCAAGCUGGGGAAAUACUGGCCAACAUUUGAGAUUCUGAAGCUGACUCUUAUAAAGUCGCUGGUGGCCCUGAAAGACUUGAUCCUGCUGCUGUCCACAUUCCUGUUCUUUUCUGCUGUGGUCGGCACAAAGCUGUUUGGUAUGAGUUACAAAGCAUAUGUCUACAACUUAGACAAAGACUGUCAACUUCCACGCUGGCACAUGAGUGACUUCUUCCACUCCUUUCUGAAUGUGUUCCGGAUUCUCUGUGGAGAGUGGGUAGAGACUCUAUGGGAUUGCUUUGACAUAGCAGGCCAAUUCACUUGUGUUCCUUUUUACAUGAUGGUCAUUUUAAUUGGAAACCUUUUGAAGGUAAAGCCAUCUAGCUCAUCUGAAUGCAGUACAGUUGAUAUUGCUAUCUCUGAAGAAGAAGAAAUGAUCAAUGAACAUGAGAAGCCAAAGCGUCCUAAAAACAGUUAUGAACGAAGAUCUUCAGCAGGUCAAGUUAGUAGAGAAUCCAAGAGAGGAAAAAUUUGGCGAAACAUAAGGAAAACCUGCUGCAAGAUUGUAGAAAACAGUUUUUUUAAGUGUUUCAUUGGCCUUGUCACUUUGCUCAGCACAGGUGCUCUGGCUUUUGAAGAUAUAUAUAUCAAUCAAAGAAAAACUAUUAAAAUCUUAUUAGAAUAUGCUGACAUGAUCUUCACUUACAUCUUUAUUCUGGAAAUGCUUCUAAAGUGGAUGGCAUAUGGUUUUAAAGCCUAUUUCACUAAUGGCUGGCACAGGCUGGACUUCAUGGUUGUUAUUGUAUUUUGUCUGAACUUAAUAGGCAAAUCUCAGGAAAUAAAACUACUUAUGUCCAUUAAAUUCCUUCGGGCACUUAGAGUUCUAUCUCAAUUUGAAAGAAUGAAGGUGGUUGUGAGAGCUUUGAUGAAAACAACUUUACCGGCUUUGAAUGUGUUUCUGGUCUGCCUUAUGAUCUGGCUGACUUAUAGCAUCAUAGGAGUACACUUAUUUGCUGGCACAUUCUAUGAAUGCAUUGACCCAACAAGUGGAGAAAGAUUUCCUACAUAUGAAGUCGGGAAUAGGAGUGAAUGUGAAAGUCUUGUAUUCAAUGAAUCCAUGCCAUGGGAGAAUGCAAAACUGAACUUUGAUAAUGUUGGAAAUGGUUUCCUUUCAUUGCUUCAAGUAGCAACAUUUAAUGGAUGGAUUGAUAUUAUGAAUUCAGCUGUUGAUUCUACUGGUAUAGAUGUGCAGCCUGAUUUUGAAGUGAAUAUCUACAUGUAUUGUUACUUUAUUGGUUUUAUUAUCAUUGGAUUAUUUCUUCCUCUGACUAUGCUGGUCGGUGUUAUUCUUGCUAAUUUCAACAAGCAUAAAAUAAAGCAGGGAGGCUCCAAUAUUUUUAUAACAGAAAAACAGGAGAAACAAUAUCUAACACUGAAGAAGCUGAUGUAUGAGGACUCUCAAAAAACAAUACCUUGCCCAGGAAACAAGCUCCGAAGAUUCAUCUUUGGCUUCGUCACAAGUCAAGCUUUUAACAUCAUCGUUAUGGUUCUUAUCUGCUUCCAAGCAAUAACCCUUAUGAUACAAAGCGAUGAACAGAGUAGACAAAUGGAUACCGCUGUCCUCUGGCUUCAGAUAAUUUUCAUUCUUCUAUACACUGUAGAAUGUGUGCUGAAGCUCAUCGCUUUCCGUUGCAACUAUUUCACGAGUGGAUGGAACGUUUUAGAUUUUAUAGUGGUCAUUUUCUCUAUUACAGGACUACUUCUGCCUCUGAUGGGAGAGUACUACCUUGUACCUCCUUCCUUCCUGCAACUGAUAGUUCUCUCCCGGAUCAUCCACAUCCUGCGACCUGGGAAAGGACCGAAGUUGUUCCGUGAUCUGCUGCUUCCUCUGGUGCUCUUCCUCCCGGCCCUGUUGAACAUCAGCCUGCUCAUCUUCCUCGUCAUGUUCAUCUACGCCAUCUUUGGCAUGUACAACUUUGCCUAUGUGAAAAAGGAAGCUGGAAUUAAUGAUGUGUCCAACUUUGAAACCUUUGGCAGCAGUAUGCUCUGUCUUUUCCAGGUUACAAUAUUUGCUGGUUGGGAUGGGAUGCUCAAUGCUAUUUUUAACAGUCAAUGGUCUGACUGUGAUCCUGAUAAAAUUAACCCUGGGACCCAGGUUAGAGGAGAUUGUGGGAACCCCAUUGUCGGAAUUAUUUAUUUUGUCAGUUACAUCCUCAUAGCAUGGCUGAUCAUUGUGAACAUGUACAUUGUUCUUGUUAUGGAGUUUGUAAAUAUUGCUUCUAAAAAAACAGCCAAGACCUUGAGUGAAGAUGACUUUAGGAAAUUCUUUCAGGUCUGGAAGAGGUUUGACCCUGAGGGGACCCAGUACAUAGAUUCUAGCAAGCUUUCAGAUUUUGCAGCUGCUCUGGAUGCUCCACUUUUCAUGGCAAAACCAAACAAGGGUCAGCUUGUGGCCAUGGAUCUUCCCAUGGCUGUUGGGGACAGAAUUCAUUGCCUAGACAUCUUACUUGCUUUUACAAAGCGAGUUGUGGGUAAAGAUGUGAGGAUGGAGAAACUUCUUUCAGAGAUGGAAUCGGGGUUUAUCUUGGCUAACCCUUUUAAGAUCACAUAUGAGCCAAUUACAACUACCCUGAAACGAAAACAAGAGGCAGUCUCAGCAACCAUCAUUCAGCGUGCUUAUAAAAGUUACCGUUUGAGGCAAAGUGACAAAAAAACAUCAGAUAUCCAUAUGAUAGAUGAUGACAAGGAAGUUCAAGCUACCAAAGAAGAUGUCUAAUUUGAGAGAGCUUAGGAAGAUCAACUAUUCAAAGCCAGAUCUAGUUCCAUUUACCACCUUUUCACCUUCUUUACAUAUCUCAAAAAUGUUAAAAGUUUAAGACAGAAAUAAAAGCAAAGAUUGGAGAUAGUAAAGAUUUCACUUAAUCAGCAAUCGUUUACAACUCAUGGAAGUUAAGCUUGUUUUCACAAGAUUCCAUAUUGAAUUCACUUUUUUACCCCUCUGUGUUCAAUGUAACCAAGACAACACUUUAAAUCACUGUAGUGAAUUAAAGUGGUUUAAACUUCCCACUUGAUAACCCAAUGCUUGGGUUCUAUAUAUGAUUUACAUAGUGUGUGCUUCCUCUGGAGAAUGGGAUGGAGGUGGUAGAGAUUAGUAACAAAAGGGUCUUACUUGUAUAUUUUAUGCAUAUUUUAAUUUGAUGGGAUUUAAGUCCCCUCUUUCUUAACGUAGGAUAGUGUUUAAAAACAGUACAAUGCUACAGGCCAUUAAAUCAUGAACUCAGCUACACAGAUGCCAAUUGGGGGAAGAGGAAGGGCAGUUCUUAGAAAGUGCCUUCAAGAUCAAUCACAAAGACCUUGGGCUGAAUCAAACCACAUUUGAAAAAGAUUUAUUGGAGCUCUGUUUUUGUUUUCUUUUCUUUUUGGUAUGAGGAAGGGGAAUUCGUGUUUUUCAUUGUUCUUGGAUUCCUGGUUUCUAAUCUCUGGCUAGUUCCACCUAAGCUCAGCUCUCCAAAAGAAUGAAUCUUAGAACAAGAAAAAUAAAGGCAACACAGUUUUUUAAAGUAUACAUUUAUUAAAAUGAUAUAAUAGGCAAUAUGUUAAUAGAUUCAAGUCUUACAUUAUCAUAGACCUGAUGUAUUUUACUAUUUAUCCAUAAUGUAACAUUGAGUAUAUAAGAUCUGGCAAGUGCAUAUAAUAAUUGAAUUAGGAGAGUCAAGGGCUACCAUAUGUCUAGGGAUUUUCACAGUGUCUUGAUCCUGGGAAACUGGCCAAUUCCAUUGGGAAACUGGCCAAUUUAAAGUAUGUUUUGCUAUAUUUUAUGGUUCUUUAUACUUUAGAGAAAGAAAAUGAUCAUAGAAGCUGUGAGAAUUCUGAAUUAGGAGAUCAAAGUGUAAGUUUGUUGUUGGUGGGAUUUUAUAGCAUUAAUGUAUGCAAGUUAGUUUUCACUUACUCAUUUAUCUUUUCAAGUUCUUUGCUGUUCCUAUCUCAUCACAUACAUAACUACUCUGUAAAAUGUUUUAUGUCUAAAGCACUUUAAAACCCUAAACAUUAAUUUUAAGUAUUAAAAUUAUUUUUAAAAGAUAGGCACAAAAUUGUUUUUCGAUAUAUUCAUAAAAAUGCAGGCACUUCCAUGUAGUUCGAGAUCCUGAAAUUUAUUAAUUUUGUAUAAAACUUGCUAUCAAUGUGCCUAUAAAGUCCUAAAGGAUUCAAAACGAAAAUAUCUAUACUGUAAGCUUAAAUGACAAGUUUUCAAUAUGUUGUAUGACAUUCAGUGCCACUUAAAUAUCAGCAAUUGUAUUUUAUUAUGAAUGCAUGAUCUUGAGCCUUAACUAUUAUAAUCUAACUAUCUUUGCACCUCUGAAAUAUAUUAACCUGACCAAGAUGCCUUUGGGAAUCGAUCCCCUAAGCAAAUGCAACUUCAGGGUUCUGUUUUUUUCUAUGUGCUCCUUCCCUUUCUCCUCCUGUUCUCCAUCAGGUGUGUGAUGGGAACCAUAAGAGAUCAGUGUUAACUUGGUAACCUGUUGACCUGGUGCUUUAUCUAAGCUUAUCAGUUUUCUGCUUAUCAGGUCCUGCUUCCAAUAUUUAAACUGAAUCUUAACUUGCUUCUGUAAAUUCCAUAAAGACCACAAACUGAUUUUAGUUUGAAAAUUAUAUGUUUUACUUGUAAACUGUGUUUGCCACUAACCUACCAAUAUUGUGUAAAGAAUUAUUUUUUAAAAAAGUCAUACAAUAUAUUCUACUUUUUAGAUACUUUAGAGAAAAUAAUAAAUGCAACAUGUUAACCACA